Fusarium poae is the source of this 1011-nucleotide messenger RNA. RefSeq lists its product as uncharacterized. NCBI's taxonomy places the organism in Eukaryota, Fungi, Ascomycota, Sordariomycetes, Hypocreales, Nectriaceae. The coding region runs from base 1 to 1011 and encodes 336 amino acids. The record is from RefSeq and is a predicted model, not a curated record. The transcript has a single exon.
AUGUCUCGAUACGCAGCAGCCCACGUCAACCCUCAAGGACCCGGGGAUGCCCGGCCAACAGCACUACAGAUCGUCAAAGACGAGGGUUUGAUAGGAAAGCUCACCGACAAGGUCAUACUUAUCACAGGCGGUAACUCGGGUAUUGGUCUCGAAACUGCCAAAGUUCUUCAUGCGACUGGAGCGACCAUCUACAUCACGGCAAGGACUUCGGAGAAACUAGAAAAGGCCAUCGACGAGAUCAAAUCGUGGCCUGAGGCGGAAUCUGCAGCGCCUGUAUAUGGUAUUGAGCUGCAGCUCGACUCUUUCGCAUCUGUACGAGCUGCUGCCAAAGCCUUUCUGGAGAAGGAUGAGAAAUUGAACAUUCUCAUUCUCAAUGCUGGAGUAAUGGCAACUCCAGAAGGACGAACUGAGGAUGGAUUCGAAACGCAGUUCGGAACGAACCAUCUUGGCCAUUUUCUUUUCUUUCAACUACUGAAACCCGCUCUUGUGGCCGCUUCCACCCCAUCUUUCCAGUCACGCGUCGUCUCUCUUUCUUCCAAGGCACAUCGCAUGGGAGGUGUUCGCUUCGAUGACUUUAACUUCGAGAAGGAGCCUUACCAUCCCUGGCUGGCCUACGGGCAAUCCAAGACAGCAAACAUCUACUUCGCAACCGAGCUGGAAAGGCGAUACGGAAGUCAAGGUGUUCAUGGCUUCUCUGUCCAUCCUGGCUCAAUUUUCACGAAUCUGGCUCGUCAUAUUGAUAUGAGUCAGUUCGACUUUAAAGGGGAGUUGGGCCUUUACUUAAAGAACACAGGACAAGGAGCUGCGACGACGGUGUACGCAGCGUUGAGCAAAGACUUGGAGGGUCGAGGUGGCAUCUAUCUAGGAGAUUGCGGUGAGGAACCGCCAGUGAAGCCAGGUGUUGAUGUUGGUGCUACAUCUUCUGCACCAGGGUACGCACCCUGGAUCUAUGAUCAAGAAGCAGAAGCCAGACUAUGGGAGGAGUCUCUUAAGCUUGUAGGGAUUGAGUAG